Amoebophrya sp. A25 is the source of this 277-nucleotide messenger RNA. The record is from the annotation of a GenBank genome assembly. NCBI's taxonomy places the organism in Eukaryota, Dinophyceae, Syndiniales, Amoebophryaceae.
AUGACUCGGUUCUGGGAUCAACGGCAGAGCGUCUUCACCGAAUCUCAAAAAGGCUUGCAAGCUUUAGACGAACGGCUGACGCAAAAUCUACUGUGGAAACGACAGGUUCUGAUGUCUAGGACAGCACAACACACGAAAUACGAAUCUGCUGUGACCUUUGAUCGCAGAUAUGCGGGACAUGAUAGUGGUAGUGAGGACGGUGGGGAGCAAGGACGCGAAGAUGAUGGUGCGAAGAGACGAGGGCGAAGUGGAACUCGACCACAUGGUGGAACAAGAG